UCUUUGUCCCGAUAGAUUCGCGGCCGAGUUUGACUUCCGAACCUUUGACCCGGAGGGAGUUGUUCUGUAUGCCGAGUCGGCCCCAGACUCGUGGUUCAUGUUGGGACUAAGGGGUGGCCGCAUUGAAGUCCAGUUUAAAAACCAGCACACCUACAAGGUUACAAGUGGAGGAAAAGCCAUCAAUGAUGGACAGUGGCAUGUGAUCUCGGUGGACGAGCUGGAAAGCAGCAUCAGCGUGAAGAUCAGUAAGGAGGCUGUGAUGAGCAUCAACAGCCCCGAGAAUCUCUUCACUUCAGUCAAUGGCAAACUGGAGACCAAAGUCUACAUCGCUGGGCUGCCCAACCGCACAGACAACGUCAUGAAGCCUAUCAAUCCCCGACUCGACGGCUGCAUCCGUGGCUGGAACCUAAUGAACCAGGGGGCCUCCGGGGUCAAAGAGGUCAUUCAGGAGAAGGAGAGCAAACACUGCUUCAUCUACGUGGAAAGAGGGUCCUUCUUCUCAGGGGCCGGACUGGCACUCUUCGACAUAGACUACAGUGAUUCUAGGAGCUGGAAGGUGGAUAUAACAAUGAACAUCCGUCCAUCAAGGAGCACAGGUGUCCUCUUUGCUCUUGUCUACAACAACACAGUCCCCCUGUCGGUUGCCGUGGUAACAAAGGAGGAAGAAGAUGCAAACCUGCAAGUGUUCCUAGACGGCGUCUCUGUGGCCACGCUGGACUCGCUUAUGUUGUGUUACCCUGAUCGGUUGAUGGUGCAGCUGAACGUGACUCCGACAGAAAUCCAGAUCUCUGCAAACUCCUCCACUGUUGGCUACAUAAAGUCUGAAACCCUGCAGAAGGCCCUGGAGCAGCUCAACACCACCAUGCAGAACCCCAUAAGCACAUACAUUGGCGGGAUACCAUCUGACGUCCCUUUGCCUGCCACCCCUGUGUCAGCCUUUUACCACGGCUGUAUGGACAUCAGCAUAAAUGGCAGACAGCUGGACUUUGACGAAGCACUGAGUAAACACAACAGCAUAAAGUCUCAUUCCUGUCCUCCUGUCAGUGACCCAGGACACCCUGAUGUACAUCGCCCUGCAUAGGAAGUGACCUUAAUUAGCAAUCCAUUAAAAAAAAACCUCCUCAAAUUAGCCAACACCCCACAUGGGACACCUCUGGGGAUAUGUCAGGUAGAUAAUGGGGUUUUAAGUGCUGUGUAACUUUGUCCACCCUUUUUUUCCAGGUUUUUUGGUUGGUCUUAGCUUCAGCAAAAGCUGGACAUUAUGGUUGUAGCAGUUUGUUGCAAUAAAUGUAAAAUUUUUCAAGCUAUUUUGACAGAGAGAGUUGCAUUCUGCAGUAGCAGUUUGUAUUGAGCAACAUACGGUUGACUUUGUGUAAUUUGUGUAAAAUAAACAAAUGGUCAAUGUUGACCAGGCUCUGAUAGUACCCUGUCCUUGCUGCAGUCACGGUUCCUAUUUGUGUUUGUCUCAGAAAAAGAGGCAGAACCUGGAGGCCUCUGACUCAUGUGUCUUUGAAUCUGCAAAACGGAUCUGGGCCACACAUCGAAACUUUUGGUCUCCAGCUUGGUUGAUAAUAUUAUUAUGAGUGGACAAUUCCCAGUGUAUAUAAAAGACGAACCGUGUAGUUCUUUAUGAUGUAUUUUUUUCAAUGUUUAUUUUAAUAAAACUGAAUUAAAGCAA
Gambusia affinis (western mosquitofish) is the source of this 1678-nucleotide messenger RNA. It is a transcript of the gene pros1, whose product is annotated as protein S. The transcript has 6 exons. The coding region runs from base 98 to 1081 and encodes 327 amino acids. The record is from RefSeq and is a predicted model, not a curated record. NCBI's taxonomy places the organism in Eukaryota, Metazoa, Chordata, Actinopteri, Cyprinodontiformes, Poeciliidae.